AGUGCUUCAAUAUUUUCAUUUGCAAUUCAAGUGUUUCGCUUUUUAUUUUUAAUUUUUUUGUCGUCCUAAUAGCUAUGAGUGCUAGUUUCUUGCUUAAUUCAGGUCAUCGUAUACCACUUGUUGGAUUUGGAACAUUUCAAAUACGAAGUCGUGAAUUGAUAUUCAGUGUCUUAGAACACGCACUUGCUGCUGGUUACAGACAUAUCGACACAGCAGUUGUCUACAGGAACGAAGAGCAUAUCGGAGAAGCACUGAAGACACUUUUGCCUAAAUUCAAUCUACAACGCGAAGAUAUUUUCAUUACAUCAAAGUUAAUUCCAUCGUUGAAUCAAACUGAAGAAGACGUUGUUUCUUUGGUAAAGCAGAGUCUAAAGAACCUCCAAACAGAUUAUAUCGAUUUGUACCUGAUCCAUUGGCCAGGAGUAUCGGGAUUGCAAUCAGAACACAAGGACAACUCAAAAUAUCGGAACAAUACCUGGGCGACGUUAAUUAAACUUCAUCAAAGUGGAUUAAUUAGGUCAAUUGGUGUUUCCAACUAUCUCAUUCGACAUCUCGAAGAGUUAAAAGCAAGUCACAGUGUGAUUCCAUCAGUUAAUCAAGUUGAGUGGCAUCCACAUUGUCAUGAUCUUGAUCUACUAAAAUAUUGUCGUGACAACGGAAUUUUCUUGCAAGCUUACUCGUCGCUUGGCUCGAGUAACGUUGAUUCGCUACGUCACGAUCCAACAAUAAUAAAAGUUGCUCAAGCACUCGGUAAAUCACCAGCACAAAUAUUAUUGCGGUGGGCUUUGCAACAGAACAUUGGAAUCUUGCCAAAAGCUUCUUCAAAAUCUCGCAUUGUUGAGAAUAUCAAUUUGGAUUUUGUACUACCGGAUGAUGUUAUGAACACAUUGACUACGCUUCAAGUCAAAAGAAAGUACGCGUGGGAUCCGAAAAUUGUUCAUUGAA
This is a messenger RNA of Clunio marinus, 945 nucleotides long. NCBI's taxonomy places the organism in Eukaryota, Metazoa, Arthropoda, Insecta, Diptera, Chironomidae. The record is from the annotation of a GenBank genome assembly.